AUCUGAGGUUUUGCUCCGGUGUUUCCCAUCCCAGUACUGACCUAACUUGGAUCUACCGAGAACUUAGGGGGCUCUGAAAAAAAAAGGAAGUCGAUUCAAUUAAUGGAAUUAGCUACCAAGGCUCCUGGGCCUUUUUCCUUUCUGCAAUUGUGCCUUCAAAUUAUUAGAAGUUGCCGAUCAAAAUCAUGGGCACUUAAAUUCAUUCUCUGGUUAUAGAUAUGUUCAACAAGUUGGUUUCUGUAAGAGCUGCAGAAGAUAUUUUAGCUGCUUACCUAGCACCUUUCUCAGGAAGUAAUAAUAGCACCAAAUAUUGCUGAUUCCUAGGAAAGCGUUUACUACCUGAUAAUUUACUGAGUUAAAGUAGUCAUAACUGUUUAUGUACAUUAAAAGUAAGGUUUUUACUUUUUACAUCUUGGGAAUCAUGCCUACCAUGUACCGAGUCCUAACUGCCUUCCUUCCAGGCCCUACUGUGUGUACUUUAGUCCUUCCACUAACGCUUGGAGGUGCGUAGGAACGGUCCCCGAUGUACGCGUGAAUCGUAGGGGAAAUAACUGCAAGCAGUGUAGUCAUUGACGAGGAGUGGUUCUGUGAAUGAUAGAUCUGAGCAGCGGGCAGGACUGUUGGGCUGUGGCAUGGGCUCCUCUAGCCCAACACUGGUUUACAGUAUUCAAGAUGAGCUGAUUGAAUUCAAGGGUUUUUUUUUAUGUAAAUCUAUUUAUAGCUUCCAAAAUGAAUGAAAUGGAUGUUAUAAAAAUACAGUUGAUUCAUCCUAUGAAUGGGAAGAGUAUUUUUGAGUGCAAAUGUUUUCCAGCAUACCUAGUUGUCUCAGAAAAUAAUUCCGUCUAGAAGGGCUUUCAAGUCUUUAUGGAUAAAAGACAAAAUAAAAAUCAUUUUUCUUAUUUUAGUUUUCUGGAUAUGCCGCAGAAGGAUCCGUGCCAGAAACAAGCCUGUGAAAUACAGAAAUGUUUACAAGCCAACAACUACAUGGAGUCUAAGUGUCAGGCUGUCAUCCAGGAACUGCGCAAGUGCUGUGCUCGAUACCCGAGGGGAAGAUCUCUGGUCUGUUCGGGGUUUGAAAAGGAGGAGGAAGAAAAGCUGACACCGAAGCCUGCAGCAAAGUAGAGUUCUGCUGGCAAGUUCAAUGCUGCGCCAUGUUUCCACCAAGCGAGUUUUAUGUGUCUUCCUGUGUCUUCAGACCAGGUAGCAGCAAAUAGCAAAUGAAAAAGUCAACUAUAAAAGUUAAUGAAUAUGCCAUCUAUGCAGAACGGAUAGAAAUAUAAAUAUAUUAAAUAUGUACAAUGUAAUGAAACCGAGCUGCUAAAAUAAACCUGUUAAGUGAAAAAUU
Messenger RNA from Hyaena hyaena (striped hyena), 1345 nucleotides. It is a transcript of the gene CMC4, whose product is annotated as C-X9-C motif containing 4. NCBI's taxonomy places the organism in Eukaryota, Metazoa, Chordata, Mammalia, Carnivora, Hyaenidae. Bases 865 to 1122 code for a protein of 85 amino acids. The transcript is spliced from 2 exons. Gene Ontology annotation, cellular component: mitochondrial intermembrane space. The record is from RefSeq and is a predicted model, not a curated record.